This is a messenger RNA of Chanos chanos (milkfish), 908 nucleotides long. Its product is annotated as vitelline membrane outer layer protein 1. The record is from RefSeq and is a predicted model, not a curated record. Lineage: Eukaryota; Metazoa; Chordata; Actinopteri; Gonorynchiformes; Chanidae. The coding region runs from base 51 to 626 and encodes 191 amino acids. The transcript has 4 exons.
AGCGGCUUGCCAGGAUUUUGAACACAGACCGAGGUACACUGUCUGACACGAUGGGUUUAGCCACUCUCUUCCUUUUCUUUGCUCUCUUCUAUGGCUCUAAUGUGAAAGAAGCUGCAGGGUACUAUUCAGUUCUCUCUGUGGAUUACGGGCAGUCAUGGGGAAGCUGGAACAGUAAAGAAAUGUGCCCAAGCGGCUUUUAUGCAACAGGUUUUAGUCUUAAAGUUGAGCGUUCCCAGGGAGGCGGUGAUGACACUGCAUUGAAUGGCAUUCGCCUCCAUUGCUCACAACCAGGGAAUAACUAUUGGACCACCAUCGAGUCAAAAUCAGGACCGUGGGGUGAUUGGACAUCACCUCAGUUCUGUCCGUCCGGGUCACUGAAGUCCUUCCAGCUGAGGGUAGAGUCUAAGCAAGGUGACGGCGAUGACACAGCAGCAAACAACAUCAGAUUCCGUUGUUCUGGUGGUUCAACACUGGAAGGCUAUGGCAUGUCAUGGGGAUACUGGGGAGAAUGGAGCACUGAGUGCUACAAUGGUGGGAUCUGUGGUAUACAGACAAAGGUGGAACCACCUCAAGGCAGAGGAGAUGACUCUGCCCUCAAUGAUGUACGCUUCUUCUGCUGCACUUAGAGAUUUGCUAUGUGGAGGACGAACACCAAGUGUAUCGGUCCCUUAAUAAACAAACAAACAGUGUUUUUGUUUUAGAACACAGCAAACACGUUUUUCAGUGAGCAACAUAAUCAUUCAUGCAAUCAGCCUUUCAUGUAAGAACUAUAUCAUACAUUAUAUCUUAAACUGAAUAAACAUACACUAUAUCAUAUGUGUGUUUUCAAGGAACUUCACUCACAAAAUUUUUGUGCAGUUUAUGGUUCCCAAAAUAAAGCAUCUGUGCUCUUAUAGUGAUUAAACUAC